AUGGCCCACCAAAUCUCAGCACUUGCAAGGGGAGAGGAGCGUCUUGAUCUCUUCAUCCUCGGCCAGGACAACAAUUGUUACCACAAGUACCGCAACAGCGAGGACUGGUCCGACUGGAAGAGCAUCGGCAAGGGAUUUAGCAGCAUCAUCUCUGCCGUCAGCUGGGGUAAGGACCGCCUCGAUAUAUUCUGCCUGGACACCAGCAAUACCUGCUAUCACCGUGUCCUGGAGAAUGACAAAUGGGACAAGUGGGAGAAUCUGGGUGGUAAUUUCACCAGCUCGGUCAAGGCCAUCAGCUGGGGUGAAAACCGUCUUGAUAUUCUUGCCCGUGGUCACGAUAACACUUGCCACCAUCAAUACUAUGACGGUAACCGUUGGAGUGGAUGGAAGUCCAUCGGUGGAUCCCUGAACGGUGGCGUUGAGGCCGUGAGCUGGGGCAAGGAUCGUCUGGAUGUGUUCGCGUUAUGGGCGGAUGACAAUUCUUGCCGCCGAAAGCGAUACGAUGGAUCCAACUGGAGUGACUGGGAGAACCUUGGUGGGCCUCUGGUGAGCCCUAUUCGGGCUGUCAGCUGGGGUCGGGACCGCAUCGAUCUCUUUGCUCGAGGCCAUGACAAUGGAUUCUAUCACCAGGGAUACGAUGGAAACAAGUGGACUGGAUGGCAAUCCCUUGGUGGCCAGGUGUACAGCCACAUCGAGGUCAUCAGCUGCGCUCCUAACCGCUUGGACGUGGUCGCCAUCAACCGGGACAGAAGAUGCGUCUUCAGGUCCUUUGAGAACGGUAAGUGGAGUGACUGGAAGACUCAAGGGGAUGUGACAUUCUUCAGUGCAAUUACUGGAGUGUCUUGCAGGGCUCGCGAGGGCCAGAUUGACCUCUUCGGUGUGUCCACUCAUAACAACAGCGUUCAGCAUAGAGCUUGGGACGGUAACAACUGGAAAGACUGGAGGUCUCUGGAGGGACUUGUUACUUGCCAGCUGAGGGAUUAUUGA
This is a messenger RNA of Aspergillus melleus, 987 nucleotides long. RefSeq lists its product as uncharacterized. The record is from RefSeq and is a predicted model, not a curated record. Lineage: Eukaryota; Fungi; Ascomycota; Eurotiomycetes; Eurotiales; Aspergillaceae. The coding region runs from base 1 to 987 and encodes 328 amino acids. The transcript has a single exon.